UGCAAGUGGCAUCCUAGUCCCCAUCCUGAUAAAUUGGGAUGUUCCUUGUCUCAUGGGAAGAGUGGCUGGGACCACCAAAAUGGGACUCACCUUGGGCACUGAGCAAAUUUAUGUGCAAUGGUUUUUUUUUCCCCUCCCUUUGCAUUGUUCACCAGUUUCCUUAGCAAACACCAUGGCAAGACAUCACUAAAGGCUUCCUCAGGGUGCAGCAGCCAGGGGGUGGCACUGAGAGGAGGAAAAGGAAACUCCAAAAACUCCCACUCAACCUAAUGGGAUCCAGCUGCCUCCUCCCAGCAGUGUCCUGCUCCCAGGCGUGGGCUCAGUGGAAAGUUGCCUCUUUCCCAGCUUCAGGAGGCUGCACCGAGUGGGACAAGACCAUGAGCCACCACCUCAGGUAAUGGCACUGCCUGCAGCAUCUGCUGCAUUCAUCAGAGCAACAGAGGGUGAGAUCCCACCAUGGCUCCAGCUCAUCAAGGAAGCCUGCAGUUCACCCCCAGACCAGUGAUGGACUCUACAAACACUGCUUCUUCAUGGUUUAACCUCCAAAUUAUAGCUUCUUCCUCUUCGGACUCUGAGACCUUAAUUUAUUUUGAAUAGGAUUCCCAUGGCAUGUGAACUAGAAGAUAAUUUGAAAUAGAAGGAUUCCUUGUUUUCAAGUGACAGCCUUUACCAAAAUGGUUGGAAAACUCAAGCAGAACUUGCUGCUGGCAUGCCUGGUGAUCAGCUCAGUGACAGUGUUUUAUCUGGGCCAGCACGCCAUGGAGUGUCACCAUCGAAUAGAGGAACGCAGCCAACCUGUGAGGAUGGAAAGUGUGAGAAGCACAGUUAGAACAUUUGCUGCCAGUGCAAAUGCAAGCAAAACCUUUGCUUACAACAAAGACAUGCCUUUAAUAUUUAUUGGAGGAGUACCUCGAAGUGGCACCACCUUAAUGCGGGCCAUGCUCGAUGCCCAUCCCGAUAUCCGAUGUGGGGAGGAGACCAGGGUGAUCCCACGGAUCCUGGCAGUGAAGCAGAUGUGGGCUCGGUCAAGCAAAGAGAAGAUCCGGCUGGAUGAAGCUGGAGUCACAGAUGAAGUUCUGGACUCAGCCAUGCAAGCAUUUUUAUUGGAAAUCAUUGUGAAACACGGAGAGCCUGCUCCCUAUUUGUGUAACAAAGAUCCUUUUGCUUUAAAAUCCCUAACUUAUCUUGCUAGAAUUUUCCCCAAUGCCAAAUUUCUCCUCAUGGUACGGGAUGGCCGAGCAUCCGUGCAUUCCAUGAUAUCUAGAAAAGUGACAAUAGCUGGGUUUGACCUUAACAGCUACAGGGACUGCUUGACCAAGUGGAACCGUGCUAUAGAAACUAUGUAUAACCAGUGUAUGGAGGUUGGUUUUGAAAGGUGCAUGCUGGUACAUUAUGAACAACUCGUACUGCAUCCAGAAAGGUGGAUGAGAACUCUCUUAAAGUUUCUUCGCAUCCCAUGGAACCAAGCAGUGCUGCACCAUGAAGAAAUGAUUGGAAAAGCAGGGGGUGUUUCUCUUUCAAAAGUUGAAAGAUCUACUGACCAAGUAAUCAAGCCAGUCAACGUGGAAGCAUUGUCAAAGUGGGUUGGGAAGAUACCUGCUGAUGUCCUGCAAGACAUGCCAGUGAUUGCACCCAUGCUAGCAAAACUGGGCUAUGAUCCGUAUGCCAAUCCACCAAACUAUGGAAAGCCAGAUCAAAAAGUAGUGGAAAACACAAGGAGGGUCUAUAAAGGUGAAUUUCAGCUUCCUGACUUUCUUAAAGAAGUGCCACAGACUGAACCUAUGGAAUAGAAGAUAAAAUGGAUAUUUCUUGCACAGAAG
Molecule: messenger RNA, 1820 nt
Organism: Calypte anna (Anna's hummingbird)
Lineage: Eukaryota; Metazoa; Chordata; Aves; Apodiformes; Trochilidae
Gene: TPST1
Product: tyrosylprotein sulfotransferase 1
Exons: 7
Coding region: 675-1790 (371 amino acids)
Biological process (GO): peptidyl-tyrosine sulfation
Cellular component (GO): Golgi apparatus
Molecular function (GO): protein-tyrosine sulfotransferase activity
Source: RefSeq, a predicted model, not a curated record